UUAACGUGUGACGGCUAACUGUGAGAUUCAUUGGGACUUGUGAUUCAGAGAGAUUCAGGCAAGCAGGGGUGAGGUAAAGAUUACUUCACAUCGCUUACUGCAGGUUUGAGACAUGAGGACAAUUAUACUUCUGCUGAUUCUUUUGAGUGGAAUUUAUACUGCCCCGGUAAUGAAAGAGGAAGAAGCAAAGCAAUUCAUCCAUCUGAAAAGGCAGACCCAGUAUCCUGGCGCAGGGUACUGGGACCCAUACCACUCCCAGAACCAAUGGGGAUACACUAUACAAGAGCAGGCCAAUGAGUACUGGACGAUGCUCCGAACAGAUGCUCAAUAUUACAUAGACAUGGGCUCCCUCAUGUUUGACCGUGCAGUUGCUAUUGAAAAUAACAAGCUUUACAUGGAUAUGCUUCGGAAUGCUCGAACUCAUCUUGAUGGACUCACAGAAAGACACUGAGAAUGCUACAGAAGGAGAUACUGGCGAAUAAUGAGGGAACGGGGAACACCCACAAUUGUUCACUUCUGCUGAGCAAGAUAAUAGAAAUGAAGCCC
Molecule: messenger RNA, 546 nt
Organism: Anguilla anguilla (European eel)
Lineage: Eukaryota; Metazoa; Chordata; Actinopteri; Anguilliformes; Anguillidae
Exons: 5
Coding region: 113-451 (112 amino acids)
Source: RefSeq, a predicted model, not a curated record